This is a messenger RNA of Synchiropus splendidus (mandarinfish), 5704 nucleotides long. It is a transcript of the gene foxn1, whose product is annotated as forkhead box N1. NCBI's taxonomy places the organism in Eukaryota, Metazoa, Chordata, Actinopteri, Syngnathiformes, Callionymidae. Gene Ontology annotation, biological process: regulation of transcription by RNA polymerase II. The record is from RefSeq and is a predicted model, not a curated record. The coding region runs from base 3267 to 4517 and encodes 416 amino acids. Gene Ontology annotation, molecular function: transcription cis-regulatory region binding; DNA-binding transcription factor activity, RNA polymerase II-specific. The transcript has 9 exons.
GCCACUUAUGAUGCUGCAGUCCUUCUCCUUCGGCCUAGACACUCCAGGCUCCUGUAGAAACAUGAUCUGUCAUGAUUACCCUGCACACAAGGGAUAGUGACUGUUAAUUCUCACCCGAUAAUUGCUGUGGGGAAGAGGAGGAGGAGGCUGCCGAAGAGGAAGGGGAAGCCCUUCAUGAAGUGCCGCGUCGCAGGGUAGAGGGAGUUGAAGACGGCGCUCCCCACCAGUUGACUGAAGGUUACUCCACCUCCCCCUUCAGCCCCGUGUAAUAGACACAGAAGAGAAGAAUAUAAAGGAGAGAAGAAGGUGCACUCACCUGUGAACAUGAGCUCCGUGGUGUCAGCCAGAGAGAGGACCACCAGCCCAGUCAUGUUGGAGAUCAAACCCAUAACUGCCACCCACGAGUCCCUCAGGCACAGCUUCAUGACCUUCAACCCCACAAGGCUGCUCAGAUAGGCCACAUGCAGAGCCGCGGAGCCGUAUCCGAUCAGAGCGGAGCCCCAGCACAGGGGCGUGCUCAGCUCGUACAACACGUAGAGCUCUCGGGUCCCGAAAUGGACGCUGACCACCAGGAAGAAGCACAAGGUGUAGAGCCACAGCUUGUAACGGUGGAGCUUCCCAGAGUCCUCGCUGGAGCUGCCGCCCGUCCUGAAGAGGCGCCACACGGCCUUGUGAUGGCGAGCGGUGAGGAGUCUGGCGCUGGGGUCAGGGUGAACAGAUUCCUGCACGAAGAGGAAGGCGUACAGCGCUGAAGCCAGGCUGGUGGCAAGGACCAGCCAGAAUGGAUUGAUGUACCUAAGUAGAGGGAGAGGAGUCGGUGAGAUUUGGGGAAUCUUCACAAACAUGGCACAGGCUUCCUACCCUUGAGCUCUUCGCCAGUGCCCGCCAAUGAUACUGGCCAGCAUCCCAGAGAGACCUAAACACGCCUCCAGGAUGGCCACACGGAAGGUGCGAGAGCUUCUGUCGCUGAUGUCGGCGAUGUGCGCGAAGCAGCCGGCCAGGAUGGCGUUGAAGUCACCUGACAGGCCGCUGAGCAGCCGCCCCACCAGAAAGUAGGCCACCGGGAGCUUCAGGUACAUGACCAGCAGGUAGAUGAUGGCCUGCAGGGCCAGGCCCAGACUGGGCACGAUGAGGACCGGCCUCCGACCUGCAAGGUCACUCCAGGAGCCCAGCAGGGGAACCAUGAGCAGACCCACCGAGAAGCCCGCCAGAUUGAUGUACAGGUUCCAGUGAGCCGUCAGAGUUUCCACUUCCUGUGGAGCGAAACACACGACACGAAUAUGAAACCGCAUCUUUCUCAAACCUCCAAUAAACAAUGUUCAAAAAUGGUCAGACAAACAACCUCGCCUCGGCUUCAAAAACUGCCCUUUCUUUGACCUCAGCAAACAAGACUGAAACAAAGAUUGUACAACAAGUAUCUCUUAAAGUAGUGUCCAAGAACAUGACCUCAGACUGACUGCGGCAUAACUACUGGAUAUAAAAGUUCACCACUCUAACUUGAAGAAUUUAAGGAUUAAGCAGCCAAAUAUAACAACAAAACACAUCAUACUUACAAUGUGUUGUCAAACUAUGUUUACUGCCACUGCUGAAAGUUGAAUAUACUUUCAUAAUAACUCUAAAGGGACAUUUGUGUUUUUCUUGAAAAAUCCAAAUGUCACGACAGUGUUAAUCGUUAUCGAUGUAAAGAACUUUGUACUCAGCGUUUAAAAAAGUGCAUAUCACACGUAUUUUCCAGCUGUUUACGGAACCAGUCCCUGCAGACAUUUUGUCAACUUGAACAUUUCAAUAAAGUUUGAACGGAGUCUUCUGUGAGAGUGUCGACCUGCAGUAGCGGGUCCGCGGGGCCAGAGCUGUUGCUGCAGCCGGAGCUCUUGGUGCCAUUGAAGCCCAGGUCCUGGCUCAUCCGGUCCCAGAUGUACUGAGUGGCCAGAGGAGCCUGGAGGCUCAGCGAGAACAUGGACAGGAACAAGACCGGCUCGACCGACACCGGCAGCGGCCGCGGGCAGGCGAACGGUGGGCGCACGUUCCGGACGCGGACGUCGUCUUGCUGCUCCAUGGAACCGCUGGCAUCUUCGGUGGAGGUCUUCGGGCCGUCACCUACGGGAAGUAUCGCUGCCGUGUCCGGUUCGUCCAUGACGGCGCCUGUGCUAAGUUACAUUGUUAACUACUGUGGAACAGGAAACACCCGGCGGUGCAAUCGGUGAGUUAGAAUAUACUGACAUCUAGUGGUCAAGGGGUGAACACCAACCUUCGUCAUGUGAGAGGGUUUAUUAAAAUAAAGGAAAAACAACUGUUGAGCAACUGUAGUGUCUGUUUUAGCAAUACGCUCGCACUAACCCAGAAUGUAUUUUAUAUUUUUUAUUUUUUUUAUUUUUUUAAUUAUUACUAAUAUUAAAACGUUAUUAAUCCCGAGGGAAAUUGUGUAAUAUAUUUAGCUAUAAUGUCUAAUUCUGCUCUUGGUUAUUAUAUGUUAGUUAUGCAUUCAUUUAUUUUACUACUCUGCGACUACUAUCACGACAUCCAGGGUAUAUUGUGUUGGUACAUUAUGUCAGAUGAAUAUUUUGGUGGAUGGACGUUAUAUAGUGUGUAUGCAAGAAUCGUAGAAAAGUAUUUGGUGCAAUUACCUUUUUGUCAUAACGGGAUUUCAACCUGAAUUUGGACGUUGCGUGCAGAGAUGAUGGAAUUGUUUGGGGUCACCAGUAGCAGCAGCAGCGAUGGGCUCUGCAGAGAUUAAGCUCUCUCGAACAUGAUCCGGGUUAAGGGUCUAAAAUCUCUUUUUACUGCAGACCAUCCUUUUUAGAUGGAACAAAAUUAAGGGGAUGUCCCCCCCCCCCCCUUUUUCUGGUAAUGUAACUAUUAAUCUUCUACAUAAACUCUUAUUUACUCUUAUAUUUCAAGGUUUUGCAUCUCUUUGAAACCAAACCAGUGACUCGACUGAUGAAAAUUCACAUCCUUCUUUAUUGUUUACUUGCUGUGUUUGAAGUGCAUUCCAUAUUUACUCCUUUAGGUUGCUAUUUUUCAUCUCCCUCCCUUGAACUUGCUCUCUAUUUUAUCACAUUUCUCUCCAGUCUGUCCGUAACCCAAGUGAAGUGUGUCCUAUUUCUUUUCAUAGGACUUUGUGUUUUGGACACAGAGCGCUGACAUGGUGAUUCAUUCCCUUUCCAAAGCCUGGGGCCGCAGUAAAGGAGCUACAAUCCAGGAGCAGAUUCCUGUGCAGGAGAUCAAACUCUUUCAAGUCAGGAUACGUGACAACCACCUGCCACUCGAUGGAACAAUCGCAGGACGGCGAUGACGGCAGCUACGCUCUGCACGAGAGCAACACUUUCAUCUCAAGAGCCGCGAGUAUGGACCGGAGGCGCAGCGUUGAUGGCGACUCACAGCGCUUCCAUCCGUACCCGCGCCAGCUCAGUGAGGAGGGAGCCGGUUCUCUGACCUGCCUGCCAGAGGUCUACAGGCAGGACUCCAGUUCACGGACGCCCAACUCCAACAUGGAGGCCUGGGAGCACUACAACACAUACUCAACAGUGGCGGACUCACCGAUUGCCUAUCCCAGUCAUGAUCGCUCCAAAUAUCCGCAUGAUCCACUGCAGAGAGGCGCCACACACCCCCUUUUCCCAAAACCUGUUUACUCAUACAGUAUUCUGAUCUUCAUGGCUCUGAAAAACAGUAAAACGGGAAGCCUGCCUGUCAGCGAGAUCUACAGCUUCAUGACGGAGCACUUUCCCUAUUUUAAGACGGCUCCUGACGGCUGGAAGAACUCUGUGAGGCACAAUCUCUCCUUGAACAAAUGCUUCGAGAAGGUGGAGAACAAAAACGGGAACGCCUCUCGUAAAGGCUGCCUGUGGUCCCUCAACCCUGCCAAGGUGGAGAAGAUGCAGGAGGAGCUGCACAAGUGGCACCGCAAAGACCCGGUGACGGUGCGGAGGAGCAUGGCGCGACCUGAGGAGCUGGACCAUCUGUUUGGUGAGAGGCGCAGCAAAAUCAGGCCACUUCCUCCCUACGCCGGCCGAGACCUGCUCUCCAGGCUCUCCACCAGCUACAGCCGCACCUCCGUGUCCGUCCACUCUCCUCCGCCUCCUCCCCCGCAGAUGUCAUGGUUUCCUCCGGCGAAGACCAGCAGCCACCCCGGCCUCUUCACACCGUGUUCACUGUGUCCGGUCCCAGCCGCCUCUGGAGGCCUGAGCGCCGCCGUGGAAGGGAUGAUGCCGCCGCCGUACAGCGAGGCUCAGCGGCUGCUGCCCGACUGGCUGUCGGAGAGAGACGCCAUGUACGAUGUGGACACGCUAAACCCCAGUCUGGUUGACCUGCAGCUGCAAGGCAGCCUGUGGGAGGAGUUGAGGGAGGACAGUCUGGUGUCAGAGCCGCCGGAGCACGUCCCCACCACUGUGGCCCAGAGCUCAGGACCAAGCACGGCACAGUUCACGGGUGGGGGGCCGAUAGAUGAGCCCUACUGGACUGCAGCCGACAGUUUGACUGGAUACAUGAGCUGCUGCACCACCUCCAUCACUCUGUUGUGAAGACGGCUUCCCUCCAGAAUCCAACACGAGGAAUGCAUUUCAUAGACGCUACUGUUUUCACCAGUUCAUCCUGAGGCUUUUGGGGAGUCAUAGUUCCUGUUGGCUGAGGACAGUGUUACGGACAAUUGAGAGUCAACCAUUAACCUCUGUAUGGUUUUAAACUGUGCAAUUUUAAUUGAACAAACUCACAAAUAAAAAAAAAUUAAGGAGCGUUUAAUUAAUAUUUUAUAAAGGUCUACGACAUUUCAAACUGUCGUUUGGAUGGUUUUCAAAUGGUCAUUUUUCAGAUGUUCAUGAGGGAAAAAGAGGCACCUUGUUUUAAAAGUAUACAGUAUUAUUUAAGAAAAGUAGAUUUGUUGUUGUAUUAUGAGGUGCAAGGUGUUGAGCUAAGGGGGAACCUUGCAGGAGCAGGAGUCGACUGUGACCUGGUUGCAUGCAGCACCAAGUCAGAGAAGUCAUCACUGGCUUUGCUUCUUGCGUGAGCAGAACCACCAGCAAGGCAGAGGAGGUGGUGAUCGACUUCAGAAUCACCAGUCAAGUCCAAGUCCAAGACUUCGAGGACCCGAAUCCAAACUGAGCACAGACGUCUGUCAGUCAUAUAUUUGUAACUGCAAAAUAAACAGUUAUGUAGAAAAGUGAAAUGCAUCAUUGGAACAAACACUUGGUCUUGACUGCGACUCUACAGGACACACAACAACUGCACAAGAAGGGCCAAAGUGGUUUCUUUCUGCUGAGGAUUCUCAGGUGUGAGCAGGAAACUGUAGAGAACUUUUUGUCGUGGGAACCCUCCCACCUUUAAAUGAGACCAUAUGGGCCUUGAGCAGCCCCUUCAGUGACAGAGUGAUGCUCGCAACAUGUACUGUAAGCCAGUGUUUUUCAACCUUUUUCAAGCCACGCCACCCUUGGUUCACUGAAAAACACCACCAAAGGAAGCUCAGUCAAAGUGCACUUGUGCUUAAAGUCCUAUCGAAAAUCCCUAUUCAUUUUUGAAAACUGUCGCUACUGACAUUCGCCUGUUAUUUUGCCAGGAUAUUUGCAGAAACAAAUUGUUUCAUGUGUCCAGAAAGGGGCGGCAAUAUGGCAAAAUAUAUCAUGAUUGAUUUAUUUACUUCCUUUAAAUAACUGUUUGGAUUUUACCGCUUCUCUUUUGCAUGAUUUUAUUCUAGUUUUGAGUUUCCAGACACAAA